This is a messenger RNA of Linum trigynum, 1222 nucleotides long. NCBI's taxonomy places the organism in Eukaryota, Viridiplantae, Streptophyta, Magnoliopsida, Malpighiales, Linaceae. The record is from the annotation of a GenBank genome assembly.
CGCAAGUGGCCGGUGGCUAGUUGACAAUUUUUAAAGCUUUAUUUGAUUAUUGGUCGUUGUUUCUAUAUCUGUAGCAGAUUAGCUACAUUAUUGCUAAUUAAGUAUUAACCAGCUAAUUACUGUAUCAUACUAAGGUCUUCGAUCCAGAGAGAGAGAGAGAGAGAGAUGGCAGGAAUCUCUGGCAGCGGCGCGGUGUCAGGGAUCCCCGUGGUGGAUCUCUCGACUUUUUUAGCGGAGAACGACGGCGCCGCCGUCGGGGACGAGAUCCGCAACCAGAAGAAAAAGGCGAUCAUGGAGGUGGUGAAGGAAGCAUGUUCGGUGUACGGAUUCUUCCAGAUCGUGAACCAUGGCGUCCCCUUGCAGCUCAUGGACCGGGCCUUCCAAGUCUCGGCCCAAUUCUUCGAUUUCCCGCUCGACGAGAAGCUCACGUUCGGCAGCCGGCCCGGCGCCACUUUGCCCGCCGGUUACAACCGCCACCCUUUCGAUUGUCCCGACAAGCACAAGAACGACUACCUUUUCCUGUUACGUCCUUCCAACCCCUUCUUCGUCGCCUACCCCGCCAAGCCUCCCCAUCUCAGGGAAGUGGCGGAAGAGGUGUUCACGAGCUUAAUCGAGACGGGAUCGUUGAUCGAGGGUAUAAUCAACGACUCCUUGGGUCUUCCCUGCGGGUUACUCAAACAAGAGUUGGACUCCGACAGCAGCUGGGAUUUCAUGCUCGCUCACCGUUAUUUCCCUGAAAUUGACGGCGUGACCAACGGCCUCACCGCCCACGAAGACUCCAACGCCUUCACCUUGCUCUUCCAAGACGACGUCGGAGGGUUGGAGGUCUGGAGGAACGGAGAGUGGAUUCCGGUCACUCCUGAACCGGGCGCUAUCGUCGUCAACGUCGGAGACCUUAUCCAGGUGCUAAGCAACAACAAGUUCAAGAGCGCGACGCACAGGGUGGUUCGGCCAAAGGGGAAGAGCCGCUACUCCUACACUUACUUCCACAGCGUGUCGGUCGAGAAAUUGGUGGAGCCAUUGCCGCAGUUCACCGAGGAAGUUGGGGAGUUGCCUAAGUACCGCAAGUUUCGUUUCGGAGAGUAUUUGCAUCUGAAGAAGAUGGGUGUCGUCCAUCCCCCGGAAAGGCCUGAAGAUAUUAUCCACGUUACCCACUACUCCAUCAACUAGUUCAUUCUCAUUUUCAUAAGUACCUUGUAUUGAAUAUAUAUAACGCCGGUCG